AAGAGACAAGAAAUCUACAAUCUGCACUCAGUGUGGAAAGAGUUUCUCAACCAAACAACAUCUUGAUGUUCACAUGAGAGUUCAUACAGGAGAAAAGCCGUUCACAUGUGAUCAGUGUGGGAAGAGAUUCACACAAAAAGGACAAAUUAAGGAACACAUGAGAGUUCACACUGGAGAGAAAUCACACAUAUGUGAUCAGUGUGGGAAGAGUUUCACAACAAAACAAAGUCUUGAGAUUCACAGUGCAAUUCAUACCGGAGAGAAGAAAUUUGCAUGUAAUGAAUGCGGCAAAACAUUUCUCUGGGCAUCAAAUCUGAAGAAACAUCUGACAGUUCAUACAAAGGAGAAGCCACAUUCAUGUUCUGUGUGUGGAAAGAGUUUUUCACGGCUGUAUUAUUUACAAGAACAUCAGAAAAUACACACUGGUGUGAGAGAGUACAUGUGCUUUGAGUGUGAGAAGACGUUUACUGCAGCAAACAGUUUAAAACAUCACCAGAGAAUUCACAAUGGAGAAAAACCUUUCAAGUGUUCACAGUGUGACAAGAGAUUCAUUCAGUCAUCAUCUCUGAAAACACAUGAGAAGAUCCACACUGGAGAAAAACCUUACAAGUGUUCACACUGUGACAAGAGAUUUAAUCAGUCAGGAACACUGAAAACACAUGAGAUCAUCCACACUGGAGAAAAACCUUUCAAGUGUUCACAGUGUGACAAGAGAUUCAAUCUGUCAUCAUCUCUGAAAACACACGAGAUCAUCCACACUGGAGAAAAACCUUACAAGUGUUCACAGUGUGACAAGAGAUUCAAUAAGUCAUCAUCUCUGAAAAGACAUGAGAGGAUCCACAGCAGAGAGAAACCGCACACGUGUGAUCAGUGUGGAAAGAGUUUCACUUUUAAAAGUGGUCUGCGCUCCCGUCGCAUAAUUCACACUGGAGAAAAGCCUUACACCUGCCAGCAGUGUGGAAAGAGUUUCAGUGAGAAAGGAAACCUUACAGCCCACAUGAGAAUUCACACUGGAGAAAAGCCUCAUACCUGCCAACAGUGUGGAAAGAGUUUCAGUCGAAAAGGAAAACUUGAAAUCCACAUGAGAAUUCACACUGGAGAAAAGCCUUACACCUGUCAAGAGUGUGGAAAGAGUUUCAGUCAUAAAGGAAACCUUAUAGUCCACAUGAGAAUUCAUACUGGAGAGAGCCCAUUCGCCUGCCAACAGUGUGGAAAGCGUUUCAUUGGAAAAGAAAGCCUUGACAUCCACAUGAGAUCUCACACUGGAGAAAAGCCUUACAACUGUCAAAAGUGUGGAAAGAGUUUCAGUCAUAAAGGAGGCCUUAAGCGUCACAUGAGAACUCACACUGGAGAAAAGCCUUACACCUGCACUCUGUGCGGGAAUGGCUUUUCACAGAAACAUUCCCUUAGGGAACACAUGAAUAUUCACACUGGAGAAAAGCCUUUUACAUGUGAUCAGUGUGGAAAGAGUUUCACACAUAAAUUGUCACUGUAUUUUCACAUGAGAAUUCACACUGGAGAGAAGCCAUUCAUGUGUGAUCAGUGUGGAAAGAGUUUCAGAUUAAUGGCUAGCCUUAAGGAGCAUAUGAGGAUUCACUCGAAAGAGAACACAAACAGAAAAUCCUUGUUUAACCCCUGAAAACAAUUAAUUUCUAACAGUCAAAGUCCAUUUAACAAAUAAAAGAAAAAAAGUAGUGUGUAUGUGUUUAAGUUAGUUUUGUAAUAAAACAACUGUGAAUAAGUAAAUAAAGUUUGUGACCGUU
Megalobrama amblycephala (Wuchang bream) is the source of this 1763-nucleotide messenger RNA. Its product is annotated as gastrula zinc finger protein XlCGF57.1-like. The record is from RefSeq and is a predicted model, not a curated record. Gene Ontology annotation, molecular function: DNA-binding transcription factor activity, RNA polymerase II-specific; RNA polymerase II cis-regulatory region sequence-specific DNA binding. Lineage: Eukaryota; Metazoa; Chordata; Actinopteri; Cypriniformes; Xenocyprididae. The transcript is spliced from 3 exons. The coding region runs from base 74 to 1639 and encodes 521 amino acids. Gene Ontology annotation, biological process: regulation of transcription by RNA polymerase II.